GUCUCCAAGGGAGGGGCUUUCUGGAGAGUAAACCGGCGUGGGCAGCGGUUGUGAGGGUGACAAUGGUUGUUGGCGCUUCCGGCGGAUCAAACAAACCACCGUCUGUUGUUCCCAAAGGGGGAAUCUUUCUUCCCUCCCGCGCAUAUGGUUGCUAACUUCUCCGCUAGCCCACCUCCCGAAGCGGUGCUUUCUUGUUGCGCGUUCCGAUGGUUGCUCUGCGGUAAUUGGCAGAUUUAAUUUCCAGAGGUGCGUGUAAUGGCGCUGCGCUUCCGCAACUUGCUGCCCUUCGCCAUCCCCGGGGUGCUGGCACUCAUUGGCUGGUGGUGGUUUUCUUCGCGUAAAAAGGAACGUGUCAGUAAUCAUGACAGGCAAGACCUUCCUGGCUUGGAAGAGCACCAGAAGUGUUCUCUCCAGAGGGAACCAACCCCUUGGAAAGCUGGACAGUUGAACAGUGAAUUUUCUCCACCUCUGCAGGCCAGGCAGCAUCGUGAUUCACCCUUUCAAGAGCUGCAGGUAUCUCUGACAGAAGACAGAGCACAAAGCUUUGAAACAUCAAGAGAAGACCUGCCCGUUGGGGCAAAACCAACCCUCAAACCAGACUCACUUCAGGACAACAGUGGAGAACUGGAAGUGAUGGGGCCCCAAGGUGUGCUUGGAUCCCCUUCAUCUAAGACCUCUCUUCUGGAUGCACGAGGAGUUGAUGGCUUCCAGACUGGUGAGACAGCCAGCGAGGGGAUGCCGGAUUCCAUUCAAGUGGCAAACCAAGUGCCGUUGGCAGCUCCUGGUUCUGAAAAAUUGGGGGACACUCUCAAAGAAGUGGCGGUCCAGAUCAGUUCAUUGGAGAAGUCUUUGAAAGAAGACCAGUGCCCUCCACCCACCUCUGUGGAUUCUUUGCCCAUGACUUGCUCCAAAAAGAUAACUGAAGAAGUUCCGGAUGAGAUCCCUAUGGAUACUGCUGAAAUGGAAGAAGGGAGUGAUGGUAACAGUGGUGAAGUGGAGACUCUGGUUGGAACACUGACCAAGUACGUAGAACCUGGUAGAUCAGAGGCGGUUGAGGAAGGAAUGACGUCCAGUUCAAAGACUGGUAGUAUAUUGAAGCACCAUGGAUUCAGAGAAGUUGGGUAUAAGGGUGGUCUGGAAAAAGAGAGGAUAGGAGCCAUUAGCUUAGACAAACAAGAAGUAGAGAAGAUUGAACAGGUAGCCAUACACAUAAUUUCCAAUGUCAUCCGGGCAGCCACUGAGGAAGUAUUAUCUGGGUCGGUCAGUGACAUGUCAGAGAGAAUAUGCCAAAUAGCAAGCCGGGUGGAUAGUCCUCGGGAGAAGGUGUCCACUGGAGCUGUUGGCCAGGCAGAAUCCAGCCAAGGAGGUGAAUGUGUGAGCGAGAAGGUUGCAACUGUAGAACUGUCUCCCCUACUGGAGGAGAAUGUCAACCGUCAUGCUACGUAUUCAAGUCAUUUGACACAUGGCCGACUGGUCAACCUAAGUCACAGCCGGCUCAGAGACUCCAGUUGUCCUAUGGUGCGGUCUGCUGGCAAUCUGACAGCGGCUACUAACCACGAAGAGGAAUUUGAUGAUGGUCACAUGGUGAUGGAAGAUUCUGGGUGCAGUGCCUGCACCUCAGAAGAUGGGGCUAGUGCUGAGGAUCUCCUGAAAAGUGCUUCAUCUCCACCUUUGGGACAACACCUGGAUCUGUUGAACAUGUCCACCAUCAAAGACUCAGAGAACAAGUCAGUGUCAAGCCAGAAGCCACCUUCCUCCAUGCCAACGGAAAACAGGGUGCCCUACAGCAAUGGCGUGUUGAAGGAGGACUUUCCACAUCUGAGCCACGAACAGCCAUGGCCAGUGGAGGCGGAUACUGACCACUCAGGAGGCUCUGACGUGAACAGCAUGGACUCAGUGGACAGCGGAUGUGCUCUCCGCAAGAAUGACAGCUGCCCGAGUGCUAAGAUGGGAACAGACUCCAAUAAAGCAGAGCUUGUUAUCUGGGAAGUAGAAAUACCAAAGCAUUUAGUGGGGCGGCUGAUAGGCAAACAAGGGAGAUACGUGAGUUUCCUGAAGCAAGUCUCUGGUGCCAAAAUCUACAUUUCCACACUACCUUAUACCCAGGACUUCCAGAUCUGCCAUAUAGAAGGCUCUCAGCAAAAUGUUGACAAAGCACUGACCCUGAUUGGAAAGAAGUUCAAGGAUCUGAGCCUCACCAACAUCUAUGCCCCACCACCCCCACCAUUGCCAUUGCAUUCCCUUCCCAUGACUUCCUGGCUCAUGCUUCCGGAUGGAGUUACGGUAGAAGUGAUUGUGGUUAAUCAAGUCAACGCCGGGCACCUGUUCGUACAACAGCACACGCACCCCACUUUCCACGUCCUUCGUAGCCUAGACCAGCAGAUGUAUCUCUGCUAUUCCCAACCCGGGAUCCCUACGAUGCCGACCCCAGUAGAGGUUGGCGUUGUCUGUGCUGCACCAGGCGUGGAAGGCGCAUGGUGGCGGGCACAAGUGGUUGGCUACUUCAAAGAUACCAGUGAAGUGGAAAUCAGAUAUGUGGAUUAUGGUGGAUAUGAACGAGUCAAGAUUGACACGCUUAGACAAAUCAGAUCUGACUUUGUUACACUGCCAUUCCAAGGAGCUGAGGUCCUUUUGGACAACGUGGUGCCGCUUCCGGAUGAUGAUCACUUUUCAUCUGAAGCUGACACGGCUGUUAGUGAAAUGACCAGGGGCACACCCUUACUUGCACAGGUUACAGGUUAUGACAAUGCAACAGGCUUGCCACUAAUACAACUGUGGAGCAUGAUAGGAGAUGAGUUGGUGUCCAUAAACCGAACAUUGGUGGAAAGAGGGUUUGCACAGUGGGUCGAAAGCUACUAGCAAAGCCCUUAACCCAUCUUCUGGACUGCUCUUUCCUCUUUUUCCCUGUCCCUCUGACUUCCUUUCCUGUUUUUGGCACUGUUUCAAAAUUAGGAUUUUGCAGUCCUUUCUCCCACCCCUUCCCCAUGCACAAAUCAGCCAUUACUUCCACCAGUGAUUUGUGAUGAAUGCAUCUGACAAGACCACAGUUUGUAUCGCAUACCUCAUUUUGUUGAAAGGCAGGGAGUUGUACCAUAAGCCAUUAAACAAAAACAAACUGCAGCUUUAAAACUUGGCUCUUCCCCUUUGGUCAAAUGUCAAGUUAUUAAAAAAAGAGAGACGAGAGCGAAGAGGGUUGUGCCCAUUUGGCCGUGCAUGGUUUAAAGCGUGUGUUGAACGUAUCUCAAUUUCCUAAAGUGACUGCUGCCUUGACAUUAAACUGACUUGAAAUUUAGGAGAUAAAAUUGAUUCAGGCCACCAGAACCCCCCCCCCCGCCCCUUGAUGAAAUAUUUGAAGCUUGGGAGAUAUUGGCAUUUCCAUGUUUCUAACAACAGAGGUAGCUGCCUUCCCUUUGAUUCUAGGUAAGGCCACAGGCUCCUUGUGAGAUUGUAACUUCAUUUUUAAUUAAGGCUUGGUUUGUGCGAGAAACAAGAAUCCAUCCGUUUUGCAGACCACCUUAAACAAUGAGCUUAACUUUCAACCACUACAGCUGCCGCGUUUUUUAAUUCCCAAUCAUGUCGAACCCACGAAGAAAAGACAAAUUGAGCACCAAACCUGAUUGUAAGACAUAACUGUUUUCUAGCUGUUUGAAAAAACCUAUGUAAAUAUAUAUAAAAAUCAUUGUAAUAUUUUGUACAAGAGGAAAAAAAAAUACCGGAGAAUUAAAAAGGGAACUUCAAACAAAAUCAUUUUUUUUUCCAUAUCAAAACGUCCUCUGUAGGGAGAAAUAGUUGGGGUGUGUCAGUACACAGCUAAACCCUAGAAAGUGAAAGUUUUUCUGACCUUUGUAUAGCAUGGUUCUUUCCCUCUGCUUGCUGUAUGGUAGGAAGAGUAAUCAGCAAAUUCUUGUUGCUUUUUUGCUGUACAGAUCUGACUGAAAGGGGAAAAACAAGUAACAUUUGGAAUUAAUAUUGCAGUGGCGUCUUUUUUUUUUUUUUUGCUCCUUUUUAGAUUGGUUUCAAAUGUGGAAUUAAAAAAAAAUCAAGUAAUUUAAGCUAAUUUAAUAUUAUUAAAAUAUAAAUGAAUUUAAAACAUGGUUGUUGAGUUGGGCGUUAUUAUCGAAGGGAGAGAACGUAAAAUUGUCUUGUAUGUAUGUCAACUCUAUUACAGAUUUUUCGAAGUGUCAGUCUUAUACGGAACAUGGAGUGUAUGGCAAAAUCUUCUUCCUCAAAAGCUGUAGAAAAAAAAAAAUAUUGUGUGAACCAGUCAACCUUUAAGAUUUUCAGCAAUUAAAUGCCUCUAAAUGUGAGGGACUAGUGUCAUGGA
Messenger RNA from Python bivittatus (Burmese python), 4324 nucleotides. RefSeq names its product A-kinase anchoring protein 1 (gene AKAP1). Gene Ontology annotation, cellular component: mitochondrion; membrane. Gene Ontology annotation, molecular function: protein kinase A regulatory subunit binding; RNA binding. The record is from RefSeq and is a predicted model, not a curated record. Lineage: Eukaryota; Metazoa; Chordata; Lepidosauria; Squamata; Pythonidae.